Molecule: messenger RNA, 5339 nt
Organism: Sardina pilchardus (European sardine)
Lineage: Eukaryota; Metazoa; Chordata; Actinopteri; Clupeiformes; Clupeidae
Gene: cped1
Product: cadherin-like and PC-esterase domain containing 1
Exons: 21
Coding region: 529-3492 (987 amino acids)
Source: RefSeq, a predicted model, not a curated record
UUCGGCAGGAAAAGUGAUGCUUUUGUUUUUUAUUCUCUCUGCGCAGUUUUUGGAGUGGCAAAAAGUUUUUCUGACAGCGGACGAAGGAGGCGUAGGCUACGAGACUUCACCACAGUCAUGCGGUUUCGCUACACGGAGUGGUUUUAAUCAACGGAGGGGCACUCGACUCUGAAUGAGGGCAGUAGGAAACUUCUCUCAAACGCAGAUUUUCUGAGAGCCACUAGCGCUCUCUUGGUCAACUGGAGUUUCUCAGUUUGGGCUGCUUUUCAAAAGCUUUCUCCUAAAAGUUUUCACUUCUUACCAACAGCUGUGCCCACUGUCGACUGAUCGGUCAGAGGAGGACAGAGGAUGGUAGCAUUUCUUAUUUUACACCCUUUUUGACCCCUAGCUGCAGUCGUGGUGAAACGCUUAAUGUCACGUAAACAUCCGCAGAUUCCUGAAGAGCGCAUUUACUGUUCAUUUCUCGACACCGCAACGGGUGCGCAACAGUCUGGCGUCUGGGAUGCGGCUGCCAAAUAAACAUCGCCAAUGGUACGCCCUGAGUCUCCGGCCAAGACGCUCUGUCUAGAAGCGGGGAUGCUCUUGCGACGGACAUGGACCCUCCGUCGCAGGUACUGCACGGCUCCCCUGCUGCUCAUUGGAAUAGCCGCCUGUCUUCUUUAUCAAAUGCUAAUGGUCGAUCGGACUCCGUAUAAGACCGACGGGCCAAGCCCACAAGAGAGGAACAGGUCCGGAAUUAACCUCCUGGACCCCGAGAAGCUCGUAUCAGCACUUGAUGCAUUUCAAGAUGACAAAGUCAGUUCCAAACACCGGAUGGGAGUAGCCAUUCUAUUGACCGGUCAGCUGGUUCCCACGGCGACAGAAGUCCAGUUGUACCAGAGGGUCCUGCAACAGCACAGCUACUGGGUUGACCAGGCCCGCUACGCUGAGACCAGCAGCGCCGUACGCCAGGACAAGAAAGAUGGAAGUGGAUGGAAUCUGCUGGUGUGCUUGAGGGGGUCAGAGAGAGGUUGCCUGCGUAAAAUCAGUUUUUCCAGUCUCCAUGCAAACCAGAGGGUCAACAUUAUUCCAGCACUUGUGGAAGCCUUCUCAGAAGUAGGCGGAGUCUGCAGAUUUCAGACAGACAGGCGAUUGGCUGGAUUGAAUAUUCCCAUAAUUCCCUCUGCCUGUACAGAGGAGGGACCCAAGCUGAAGUCCAACAGUUUAACAGGACCAGACUGGCACCCAUCCAUCCACCCUCAACUGUCCUCAGCCAAUCAGCACGCGGUUGCCAUGGUGAAUGUUUACGUCCUGGUGUCCUCAGUGCGCCCGCUCUCGGCCUUCCUCCAUCACACGGGGCUGGUGAGGUCACGCGGGGACAGGUACAGCCGUGUGUCUGAGCUGCAGCUCUUCUUCCUGGAGCGUCUGGGUGCGGCUGACUCGCGGCAGGCUCUGGCUCAGAUGCGACGUGUGGUCAGUGAUGUCCUGCUGGCAGCGACCCUGACCAAUGUGGGCAGCUCUCGGCACAGUUGCAAGCUCUGUUUCCAGUGGCUGACUUUCACACUGAGUUUCAACGCCUCUCUCUCUGCUGUUGUAGUGAAGGUCCAGACAGACUUAGACUUCCAGGGGCUGAGGGAUCAGGGUUUUGAUGGACAGAUCAGGAAGGAGUUCAUCCUGGAGGAUGGCUUGCACUUCCUGUUUGAGACCCAUCGCAUGCAGGAGAACGCACUACAAUUGGUGGAGCCGGUACAGGCAGACCUGAGACAGCAGUAUGGUGGCUGUGAGUGGACAAACAGUCUUUGUUUACCCCCGGAUGAUCUUAUGCUGCUGAUCCAGUUUCAACACCAGCUCAAGAGGACAGGCCCGUUUGAAGUGCUACAUCCUCUACAGGCCUCCUCUGCAUCCUCCCCCCUCCACCUACUCCAUCUUCACAGACUGCAACUCCAAGAGAAUUCUGGGAAGGAAUCAGAGAUGUUUUCGUUGUUUCAACGACUUCUGAAGUAUCACCAAAAAGCCAUGAUGCAGAGCACGGAGAGUCCCAAGAGUUCAGCUGGACUGGGAUCUGGACAAGAUUCCCAAGACCCAUCAGGAGGUGAAGGUAGGUGUGUGGACCCGCACCUCCGCCAGCUCUACACCGACCCGCCGCUGGUUCUGAGCCCGCAGUUCGACCCCUGGGUGAAGGAGUACCGGGCCGAGGUGCCCUUCGACAUGGUGAUGGUCCGGGUCCGUCCAGAACCCGUCAGCCAGUUCUGCCACGUGCACCUGGAUGAGCAACGUGGGCCCAGAAUUGUAAACUACCCCGUUGGCCUGGGCAACAGCAGAAUCAACAUUCUGGUUCUGGAUGAAUCUGAGGCCGAGCCCGUCGUCAUGACGAUAUACACUCUCCACAUAUUCCGAGAGAACCGGCCGAGCCUGCCCAUGUUUGCCGACUACGUGAUGUGCGGCUUUGUACAGGACUGCGGCCUGGUCGUCCGGCCGGACCAACCCUGCGGUCUGGAGCCCCUGCGUGGGGUGAGGUCCUCAGGGGAGUCCCAGGCUGCAGAUCGGCCUACGUGCUCCUCAGGAGACAUGCCUGGUCGUUGGGUGGUGCCCUGUUUGAGCUGCUCUGAUAACAGGACGUGUGAUUGGAGGGAGGUUGCCUGGAGACCAGACAGCUGUUACCACCCCGUGCUGGACCAGCCACAGCUGCAGCAAUGCAUGAUGGACCGUAAGGUGCUGUUCCUGGGCGACUCCACUAACCGGGGGAUGAUGUACUACCUGAUGGAGCGCGUCAACGGGACGCUGCAGGACUGGGACAAGGCCCACGACACGGUGCUCUACCACGACCUGAACCGCGGACACACCCCCUUCAGCUACAGCUACUACCCGCAGUUCUGGCUGGAGCCCAGCCGCAGGCCCACCUUCCACAGGGCCCUGGAGCAGCUCAUCCAGAGGUCUCGUCCUCUGGUUAACUCCCCUCACACCGUCCUGGUGGUUGGGGGCGUCCAGUGGCUCAACACCAACCACAUCAGGACCGUCCAGCAAGUUCUAGAGAGAGAGAAUCUGCAGGACAUCAUGGUGGUGGUGAAAUCUCUGGGCAUGGGUUUCCAUCUUGCUGUCGACGGCAUUCGCUCGCUCUCGUUGGCUCGUGUGCAGGAACUAGACCACGUAAACCGGGACGUUCUCACCGAAGCAAAGCAUGCUGGGUAUGAGGUGGUGGACACCUUCAGCAUCACCAUGGGCCGCUACAAGGAGUACCUGCAGGGGCGAUGUGCCUGCCACUACCACGAGGUGGCCAAGCCUGCGUUCUCGGCCCCUCAGCACAGUGUUCUGCAGAUCCUACGGAAGGACGGAGACUCUGGGAGCAGAUCCGGCACCGGCACCGGAGAUCAUCCGGACCUGCAGGACCCGCGCUGGACCCCGUCCAACACCACGUACCACGUCAGGGGCCCGGUCAACCAGGUCUACUCCCAGAUCCUGCUCAGCAGACUGUGUGCUCGCCACAGGGGAAACAGAACCACGCGGCACAGCUGAAGGACAGGGGCUCUGUGUGUGUGUGUGUGUGUGUGUGUGUGUGUGUGUGUGUGUGUGUGUUUGUUCCUGUGUCUGUAUCUGUAUCUCUGUGUGUGUGUGUGUGUGUGUGUGUGUGUGUGUUUCCACUGGCUUAAAAUAUGAACGAAAACACAGGGAGAGACUCCAUAGAUGUUGAAAUGCCCAGGGGGUUAUUCCAUGCCAAGUUUACAGAGAAAAGAGUCUCAAACACAUGGAGCACACAGCACACAACUCCCCUGCAUCAUGCCUGGCCCAGGCCCGCUUUAGGAUCCAUACAUCAAGUGCAGCGUGUGCGUGUGUGUGUGUGUGUGUGUGUGUGUGUGUUUGUGUUUGCAUUUGUGUCCAUCUAUCUCUUUCUGUUUGUCUGAUUGAUCAAUAGCAUUGUUGUGUGUGUCUGUGUGUGUGUGUGUGUGUGUGUGUGUGUGUAUGUGUGUGUGUGUGUGUGUGUGUGUGUGUGUGUGUGUGUGAGAAGAGGGAGCAUCCCUGGGCCCACGUGUGAAAAAAAAAACUACUUCACAAACAGUUUUGCCUUCAGAGAUUAUUUCUCUUCCAGAGUGCUUUGUAGAAGAAAUCCAUGAAAUAUAAGAUACCCAUCAAAGCCAUCAAAUGCAGGCAGACCACAUGUUGAGCUUCACAGCCAGACCUGUACCUCGAGUGGUGUAUUAGAAAGUGAAGUGUGGAAGGUAGGGGGGCAAAGAGGAUUUUCAUGAGUGUGUGUGUGUGUGUGUGUGUGUUAGUGUGUGUGUGUAUGGAGGGGGGUAUCCAGAUGGCGACUGGGUGCGCUGUCUACCCCCCCUGAUAUCCUGCCAAAAACUGACUGCAGCAGCUGUAGCCGCGAAGGGGCCAAUUACUUGUGAAGCUGCGGCGCAGAUCAAGAGGAAAAGCAGAGCCGAGAGAGAGUGAGACGACUGGACGAACGUUCCGACAACGUCCCGACAAACUAUCCAACUGAACGUUCUCAGCGCUCUAGCCGUCUCUCGCAUGUUAGCGGGAUGUUUCGGAGAGUUUUUACAGCGGUGCCUUUGAUGUCGCCAAAUCUGUAGACUUUCGUGGAAGCUGGAUAUAUUUUUCCUUCCUUGUGUCAAUGUAUACGUUUUCUUCUCUAAGGUACAGCAAACCAAAGGUCUUAUACAGAUUGUAUGCUUUUAUAAUGAUUAUCAAAGUAUGAACGAUAUAAAUUUCUAUAUUUUUCUACAGAUGUACUGCUCAUGCCUUUGAUCCGUUUUGUAUAAAGCCUUGUGUUUACACGGAGGAUAUAUGUAUUUAUAUAUUUUGUUGGUGGAUUAUUAUGCAGGUUUUGACUUCAGAAUUGAUAAGAUGCCUGAGACUGUUUUGUUUGAUUUCGGCUCGUAUCAGGUGAUCCUGAGACAGAUCAACCUACAAUCUUGUAGGCUACAUUCUCAUAAGAAAAGCAAAUAUGUUGUAUCUUUUCUCUGCGCCCGUUACCCUGUCUAUGUAUAAGCUAUUUCCUGUGCUGUCUGAGUGAGAUAUUCUCACGUCGCCGGACCUGCAGACCAAGCCUUAUUGGAUCAUCGGAGUUCAUUUUCGGCGUCAGGUGUGUUUGUUCUAACACAAUGUAGGCCUCCCUGUCAGAAUGUUCACAGUAUGAUUGGAGGGGUGUCUUGUGGUUUAGAAUGCCAUCGUUGGUCCGUGAGACCGGGGAUUUACCGAGUAGCCUAUGUCUAGCCUAAUUAUCUUCAAAUUCCUUAUGGAUGAAGGCUGCUAUAGGAUCUCAGUAUGGUUGUGUUAUUGAAAGAAAUUAUACAUGUAUUCUGUGUUAAUGUAUACAGAACCUUUUAUUCUUAUAUUAAAUUAUUCUAUUUCUUUUA